Mixia osmundae IAM 14324 is the source of this 384-nucleotide messenger RNA. RefSeq lists its product as uncharacterized. The coding region runs from base 1 to 384 and encodes 127 amino acids. Gene Ontology annotation, molecular function: 4-alpha-hydroxytetrahydrobiopterin dehydratase activity. Gene Ontology annotation, biological process: tetrahydrobiopterin biosynthetic process. The transcript has 2 exons. The record is from RefSeq and is a predicted model, not a curated record. NCBI's taxonomy places the organism in Eukaryota, Fungi, Basidiomycota, Mixiomycetes, Mixiales, Mixiaceae.
AUGCACAGAUUGGCGACCAAGCUUGGUAGCCUGAGAAUGGUGUCAUCUAGGGCAAGCCCAGUCAAGGCUACCCGCGAAGCGAUCGACGCAGCAGUGGCUCGAGGCUGGACUGUCGUCGCCGGCAAGGAGAUGGGUCAGGCAAGACUUCACAAAGAGCUUGCCUUCAAGGGCUUCAAGCAAGCAUGGGCGUUCAUGAACCUGGUCGCAAUUGCUGCCACGGAUCUCAAGCAUCACCCGGAGUGGAGCAACGUCUACUCGAAAGUCUCGAUUAAUCUUACAACGCACGUCGCAGAGGUACCCAACAGUCUGACAGUACUCGACAUUCAGCUUGCCGAACGUAUCGACCAGGCAGAGCAAAUCACGCGUAGUGGAGAUCACCCAUAG